AUGCUCUUGAACGAUAAGAUAGAAGUCAAAAGGCACGUUUCGUUUCUGCUAAGAUGCCUUCACCUCCUCCCACAACCUUACACUUCGGCAGAUGACCAACGUAUGACUUUAGGCUACUUCACUCUCGCCUCGCUCGACCUGCUCAGUUGCAUGGACCGCAUACCUCGCGAUGAACGAGAGGAGCUUCUUAAUUGGGUUUACGCACAACAAAGCCUCCACGGCGGGUUUCGAGGUGGGCCAUCGACGAGCGAGGCAGGAGCAAACGUUGCUAUGACUUACAGUGCGUUACUCAUUCUGGCCAUCCUCAAAGACGAUUUCGAAAGACUGGACAGAGUGGGAUUGCAGCGGUAUAUCGGUUCCUUGCAGGAUAGAGAAGGAGGUGGGUUUGCAGCCGAAGAGGUUACAGGGACAGAAAAGGAGGGUAAAGGGAUGGGGGUAGGGGUGGAUAGGGAUCCAAGAUUCACCUAUUGCGCAAUAGCAAUUUGUUCAAUGCUAGGAGAGUGGAGUUCGAUUGAUAUAGCGAAAGCAAGGGAGUAUCUGGAAGGGUGUCAAAGGUAUGAUGGAGGAUUUGGAGCAAGUGGCAUGCACGAGUCUCAUUCGGGGAUGACGUAUUGUUGCGUUGCUGCCCUCUCACUUCUCCCCUCUUCCACCUCCCCAUUCCCACGUCAGAACGAAACUCUAUCGUGGAUAAUACACCGACAAGUCUCCCCCUCCCCUCCAGAUCCUCAAACACAUAACGGAGAAGAAGAAGAAGAGCAAGAAGAGCAAGAAGAGCAAGAAGAGUUGGGAGGCGGCUUCCAAGGACGACCCUCGAAACUUCCCGCAGACGUCUGCUACUCAUUUUGGAACGGUGCCGCACUCUCCAUCCUCUCCCACCACUCACUCAUCGACGCACAGAAGGAUACUGCGUACGUGCUAAGCGCACAAAGUAGAGUAGGAGGGAUAAGUAAAGUUCCUGGUGAACAUCCAGAUUCGUUGCAUACGUAUUUGGGACUUGCUUCCCUCUCACUUCAUCAACCAGCAGAAGGGCAAGAGGGGGUGGAGUUCGGAAUGAAGCGGUUGGAUGCCGCUUACAGUUGUAGUCUGGAGGCCAAAGCUUGGAUUCAGCAGCAUUUGACGACGUAA
This is a messenger RNA of Ustilago hordei, 1125 nucleotides long. RefSeq lists its product as uncharacterized. The transcript has a single exon. Gene Ontology annotation, biological process: protein geranylgeranylation. The record is from RefSeq and is a predicted model, not a curated record. Gene Ontology annotation, molecular function: CAAX-protein geranylgeranyltransferase activity. NCBI's taxonomy places the organism in Eukaryota, Fungi, Basidiomycota, Ustilaginomycetes, Ustilaginales, Ustilaginaceae. Gene Ontology annotation, cellular component: CAAX-protein geranylgeranyltransferase complex. The coding region runs from base 1 to 1125 and encodes 374 amino acids.